Molecule: messenger RNA, 1244 nt
Organism: Vitis riparia (riverbank grape)
Lineage: Eukaryota; Viridiplantae; Streptophyta; Magnoliopsida; Vitales; Vitaceae
Product: lignin-forming anionic peroxidase-like
Exons: 4
Coding region: 86-1045 (319 amino acids)
Biological process (GO): hydrogen peroxide catabolic process; response to oxidative stress
Molecular function (GO): peroxidase activity; heme binding
Source: RefSeq, a predicted model, not a curated record
AGAGAGGGAGAGAGAGAGAGAGAGAGAGAUUCCUUUCUUGAGUUCUUUACAGUCCCUUUUGCACAAGCAAAACUAAAGAGCGAAAAUGGGCUCAACAGCAUGUAUUUUUGUUGCUCUAUUAUUUAUUUUCUCAAAUAUGCCAUGUGAAGCUCAGCUAUCUUCCUCAUUCUACGAUAACACCUGUCCAAAAGCCCUCAGUACCAUCCGGACAGCGGUCAGGACUGCUGUAUCUCGUGAGCGUAGAAUGGCAGCAUCUCUAAUUCGUCUCCACUUCCAUGAUUGCUUCGUCCAGGGCUGCGAUGCAUCAAUCUUGCUUAAUGAUUCUUCCUCCAUUCAAAGCGAGAAAAAUGCUCCCAAUAAUUUGAAUUCAGUUCGAGGAUACGAUGUCAUAGAUGAUGUAAAGUCUGAAGUGGAGAGCAUUUGUCCCGGUAUUGUAUCGUGUGCUGACAUUCUUGCAGUGGCAGCUCGGGAUGCAUCCGUCGCUGUGAGUGGACCAACAUGGACAGUGAAUCUUGGAAGAAGAGAUUCCACAACCUCAGGCCUAAGCCAAGCUGCCACCAACCUUCCUAACUUCAGUGACGGCCUCGACAGGCUUAUUUCCUUGUUCGGUAGCAAAGGUUUGAGCGAAAGAGACAUGGUUGCCCUUUCAGGUUCCCACACGAUAGGCCAAGCAAGAUGUGUGACAUUCCGGGAUAGGAUAUACGACAAUGGAACUGAUAUUGACGCUGGCUUUGCUAGUACCAGGAGACGCCGCUGUCCUGCUACUAGUGGGGAUGGUGAUGACAAUCUUGCAGCCCUGGAUUUGGUGACACCCAAUUCUUUUGAUAACAAUUACUUCAAGAAUCUCAUUCAGAAGAAGGGUCUUCUUCAAUCAGAUCAAGUACUUUUCAGCGGAGGUUCUAGUGACAGCAUCGUCACUGGGUACAGCAAAAGCCCUUCAACAUUCAGCUCUGAUUUUGCAUCAGCCAUGGUUAAGAUGGGAAAUAUUGAACCUCUCACUGGCUCUGCCGGAGAGAUUCGAAAACUCUGCAGUGCUAUAAAUUGAUUUCUUCACAAGAUUUGCAGUCAAAAUCCAAGUGUCAAUAACGAGUGUUAGACCUUUUUCUCUUCCUUCGAUUUGGCGGAGGAUGCCAAAAUUAAUUUCUUUGCUGGUUUCUAUUUUAUAGGAAAUUAUAAGGGUUGUCUUAUUCAUAGGAGAUUGUAAGUGUCACUCCUUUAUCUUAGUUUAAAUAAAAGACAGGUAC